UUGACAAUGCUAAAUUUAAUGUGUGUGUAUGAUUUUGUAAAUCGGGGUUAUGUUAUGUUUUUUUCGAUAAAUUUUUUGUUGACGUUUAUUGUGUCAAAUGGAUGGACAACACGAUCAGGCUUUUUUACAAAUUUUAAGUGAAGAAAAGAACAUAACUAACUUUCUGGACGCUUUCUUUGGUUUCUUGUUCAGAUGCACAGACUUUUACGUAGAAUCCAGUGCAGAACAUAAACUCGGGUUUCCGCCUGGAAUUGCUGAAAAGUUAGUAAUUGAUUCCGCCCAAAAGUGGAAGAGCAUCUAUCUGCAAACAUCAGCUCUUACAGAGUCCCAUGAAUCCACGGUUCCUCUGCCAAUUGUCGAGGAAUCUCCAUCAACUUGUGUUGCUGAAGAAGUGGAAGUAGAAACAAAUGGCUUUGAGCCUACCAAAAACCUAAUACCACUAGAACAACCCUCUGAUAGUUACAAUGGGGCUGUUAGAGAAAAUUACACCUGGUCUCAGACAAUAGCAGAUUUGGAUGUUCUGGUCAAAAUCCCAGAAUGUAUUAAGACUGUGAAAGGACUAAAAGUAGUCAUCACCGGCGAUCAGAUCAAAGUCGCUGCUAAAAGUAGCAUAUUGAAAGACUGUAAUACCAUUGAAAUGAUCAAUUCUAUUGAAUUAGGAGAAUGUACAAUUCCAGAAUACACGACCCUUUUAGAAGGUCAUUUCUGCAUGAAAAUUCGAAAGGAUGAAUCGAUUUGGAGCUUUGUCCCUGGCCGACAUAUCAGCAUUCAUCUAGAAAAAACUAUAGAACGUUGGUGGGAUGCUUUGCUUGAUGGAGAGCCGAAAAUUGAGUUGGGUAAAAUUGACUGUUCGAGAAAUUUGGAUGAACUGGGAAAUGCUGAACAAAUGAAAGUAGAAGAAUUGAUGUGGAACCACCAGCAGAAAUUACUCAACAAACCAACUUCAGAAAAAUUGAAAAUGGAGAAAAUUUUGAAGAAAGCAUGGAAUGUGGAAGGCUCACCGUUCAAAGGCACUGAUUUCGAUCCUUCAGUACUCAAAUUCAGCUAAAUCAACACGGCUGGUUGAUACUUAGAAUAUGUACAUUAAACAAUAGAUCUGUUGUCCAUAGGUAAAUUUUGCAGUUAAAAUAAAUUUUAAACCAAAAUUUUAAGUAAAAA
This is a messenger RNA of Belonocnema kinseyi, 1158 nucleotides long. Its product is annotated as nudC domain-containing protein 3. The transcript is spliced from 4 exons. The record is from RefSeq and is a predicted model, not a curated record. Gene Ontology annotation, biological process: protein folding. Gene Ontology annotation, cellular component: cytoplasm. NCBI's taxonomy places the organism in Eukaryota, Metazoa, Arthropoda, Insecta, Hymenoptera, Cynipidae. The coding region runs from base 98 to 1048 and encodes 316 amino acids.